AUGGCAGCAGAACACCAGCCUCAACCCAACCCCCGAUCCCAUGUAGAGGAGAAUGCACCUCCUUCCUACGAGUCCAACUUCUCCUAUGAUUCAAGAAAUCCUACCGAGAGCGACAGAGAUGCCACCCAACAGAAAACCAACCUAAACACAACAGCAUCGCCUUCGUUAUCGCCACUAUCGAAAGCAGACGAUCCACCAGCCUACAGCUCUCCCCACCACUCUUCCUCUUCCUCUCGAAUACCUCUCACCCUGACCCUUGAUUUUCCCGCGUGUGCUAUUUAUUCCUCCAACGACCCAACACAGGCACUUUACAACCUCUCCCAACCGCUCUCCAUAAAACCACAUGCCAUAAAAAUCAGCGAUGGACGGGGGCAGAUUAUAUACCGAGUUUAUGAGUAUAUGGAACUACCCCACAAUUUCCGGUCAAAGAAUGUGGGCGCAGCGGUCAUUAGCCCCCAGAGGGGGAGCGUGGAUGUGGAGAAGUUCAUUGUUAGGAGGAAGGCGAAGACGAAGUGGUUGCGGGCUGGCCCAUCAGCUGCAACUGGAGGUAGUGAGGGCUGGGAGGUGUGCGGCGAAGAGAAGGAGAUUUUAGAGUUUUCUGCGACGCCACAGGUGAGUGGGGGUGGAGAUGAGGCCAUGAAAUGGAUGGAUUCGGAGCGGAGUCUAGUGGCCGUUGACGUGAGGAAGCAAGCCGCUGGUGGCAACGUUGUGUUGGAAUUGGAAAUUUUAACCCAACUGAAAAAUGAAAUCCUGGAGCUCUUGGUUGCGGCAUGGGUUUCGAGGGUGUGGAGGGAGGGGCGAGAUGACCAGGAGGAAGAUUUGAAGCGGAAGAAGGAGGAAAUUAAGCAGAGGGAGAGAGAAGUUGGCGGGUUGAAAGGUAGAUUGGGAGAAGUGAAAGAAGCGCUGGGUAUUGGAUACGGCAUCAAACCUGGGCCGAGAAGUGCUGGUAUGUACACGGGUCCUCCGAGUAUUGGUGAUAACGGCAGGAUCAAAUGGUCUUGA
Venustampulla echinocandica is the source of this 1002-nucleotide messenger RNA. RefSeq lists its product as uncharacterized. The record is from RefSeq and is a predicted model, not a curated record. The transcript has 2 exons. Lineage: Eukaryota; Fungi; Ascomycota; Leotiomycetes; Helotiales; Pleuroascaceae. Bases 1 to 1002 code for a protein of 333 amino acids.